Messenger RNA from Mollisia scopiformis, 1194 nucleotides. Its product is annotated as glycoside hydrolase family 16 protein. Lineage: Eukaryota; Fungi; Ascomycota; Leotiomycetes; Helotiales; Mollisiaceae. Gene Ontology annotation, biological process: glucan catabolic process. The record is from RefSeq and is a predicted model, not a curated record. The coding region runs from base 1 to 996 and encodes 331 amino acids. The transcript has 3 exons. Gene Ontology annotation, molecular function: hydrolase activity, hydrolyzing O-glycosyl compounds.
AUGCCGUCAAUCCGUUCUUCUAUUGGUUUGGGGCUCCUUAGCUAUGCCAGCACAAUAGCCGCUCUUGCGACUAAUAUCAGUGGCACUUAUCACCAAUAUUCCGCAGCAUCGUAUGCCCUGGUUAAUACAUAUAACAGCGGCAACUUCUUCUCUGAUUUCAGCUUCUAUACGGGCACCGACCCUACUAAUGGCUGGGUGAAUUAUCAGUCACAGUCUGCAGCAGCAGCCGCAGGGCUGUACAACACCAAUAACGGCCAAAUUUAUAUGGGCGUUGAUUCCACCACAGUCAACCCGCCUGCACCUGGCCGAGCAUCUGUUCGCGUGUCGAGCAAUGAGGCCUACACCCAUGGACUUUUUAUUGCUGAUAUUGCUCAUAUGCCAGGAAGUAUCUGCGGUGUCUGGCCCGCCUUCUGGCUUUUUGGUCCCAACUGGCCCAACAGUGGAGAAAUCGACGUGAUCGAGGGCGUCAACCUCGCCGGAACAGACACUAUCACAUUACACACUGCUGCAGGAUGCACCAUCAACACAGCUGGUUCUCAAGCUGGAACUACUCUUGCGAACUCUAACUGUAAUACCGAUAACGGAAACACCGGCUGCGGGGUCACUACCACUACCUCCAACGCCUACGGUAAUUCCUUCAACAACAACGGCGGUGGCGUUUACGCUAUGCAAUGGGAGAGCUCUGGUAUCUACGUGUGGUUCUUCCCACGUGGCAGUAUCCCGAGUGAUAUCACGGCUGGUGCACCAGUAACUGGGAACUGGGGAACGCCUAUUGUGGCGUUCAAUGGUGGAAGUUCAUGUAACAUCGACUCGUUCUUUGCCAACGAGAACAUUGUCUUCGACACUACCUUCUGUGGCGAUUGGGCUGGAAGUGUUUGGGGCUCGAGCGGAUGCCAGAACUUGGCUUCCACUUGCAAUGACUAUGUUGGAGCCAACCCGGGUGCUUUCGCUCCUGCUUAUUGGCUUAUUAAUUCCGUCAAGGUUUAUCAGUUGUAGAUGGAAACGAUGAUGGGAUUUCUUGCAUUGGGACGGCGUUACAUUAUUCGAUUCCUGACGGUCGUUACCUCUAACCCCCUUUGAGGUGGACUCGGUUAUGGUCGCAUGAGAGGAGGACUUUCUGUCGCCGCUCUUUAUUCUUCUUUUUGUCUAUACUUCUUGCAUGGAACUGUCAUUAUUGGACUUUGGGAUGGAGGG